GUGGCUCUCGUAUCCGCUCACGGAUCAUAUCCCUCUCUUGUCAUGCUCCGACAAUCCUGGACGCAAGGCAACCAGACACUCCGACUUGUUCCCCACACUUUGCACACUUUUGGGGCGACGUGCUGCGGAAGAAUAAUCAUCUGGAUUGGAGUGACUUGUCAGAGGAUGGACCUGACCUGUCGGAUUUUCUUCUCCUUCAGUUCUGGUGGUUCUCCGUAUUUCCCCAUGGGUGGUGGAUCCAUACCUACUUGGUUAAUUCAACCUUGACAAGGACACUUUCUUCCUGACGUGACAUGAUAAUUACACUUGGAACAGCAAUUACUAUACUCGGAGCUACCCCAACCUCCAGUCAGAUGGAUGUACAGAGUAAGGAGUGGGAUCCAACUCAGCCUACUAGGUACCUAGUAAUACUAAUAGCGCGGCUCUACUCCGCGUGAUUUGAUAUCCAUGCAGUCACCAUGU
Messenger RNA from Aspergillus candidus, 462 nucleotides. RefSeq lists its product as uncharacterized. NCBI's taxonomy places the organism in Eukaryota, Fungi, Ascomycota, Eurotiomycetes, Eurotiales, Aspergillaceae. The transcript has a single exon. The record is from RefSeq and is a predicted model, not a curated record. The coding region runs from base 43 to 267 and encodes 74 amino acids.